GUUAAGUCACGUGUUACCGCGUGUCUCUAGCAGAGCUUUUAUUUUGAAGUGUAAAGGUAAACGUAAAAGUUCCUGUUUAAUUCACAGGAAGAAGAUUUGCUGUGCAACAUGGCGUCCGGCAGUGGUGCAAAAAACGAUUUUCGGCGCAAGUGGGACAAAGAUGAGUAUGAACAACUGGCUCAAAAGCGAAUCACAGAAGAAAGAGAGAAAAAAGAUGGCAAACCUGUCCCCCCGGUCAAACGAGAGCUCCUCCGGCACAGAGACUACAAGGUGGAUUUGGAGUCGAAGCUCGGAAAGACCAUCGUCAUCACAAAGACCACGCCACAGGCUGAGAUGGGCGGGUACUACUGCAAUGUUUGUGAUUGUGUUGUGAAAGACUCCAUUAACUUUCUGGAUCACAUCAAUGGCAAGAAGCACCAGAGGAACCUGGGAAUGUCCAUGCGAGUGGAACGCUCCUCGUUGGACCAAGUUAAAAAACGUUUCGAGAUGAACAAAAAGAAGCUGGAGGAAAAACAGAAGGAGUACGAUUUCGAAGAGCGAAUGAAGGAAUUGCGAGAAGAGGAGGAAAAAGCAAAAGCAUACAAAAAGGAGAAGCUGAAAGAAAAGAAACGAAAAGCAGAAGAAGAACUUAAUUUCGAAGAUGACGACGAAAUGGCUGCUGUAAUGGGAUUUUCAGGGUUCGGUUCCUCCAAGAAGGGCCACUGAAUAUAAAUAUCUCACACGUACCCAUGCUGAUGCUGCACUGCUCCCUUCAGCUGGAGGACUGGUUUCAAUUUUUUUUCCAUCUACAGCCAUAAGAAAAUACAAAGCCAACAAAAUAAUCCACUUUUUUUUUUUUUUUUUGGGUCAUCCUCAGUUAUUUGACAUCUUAGUACUUGUCUAUGUCUGGUGCUUUUGGUAUUCCAUUCCCUGGUCCAGUCUCUGAUAUAGAUUUGGAGUUACAGGUUAACUCGAGCAAUAUGGCAGUGAUGUACUAAUGAAUAUUUUUACUGACAUGAAGUAAAAGUGUGUAGGUGCUAAAGGAUAAAAAGGCCAGCGGACAAUAAAAACAGGAUUUUUGUUUUGUUUUAUUUUAUACCCUUCAAUUAUUUUGGUCCUCUUCUGAAAUUUUGAGUAUGUGUUUCCUGACAAAUUCUUUCAUUUUCAUUUUACAUUAAAAACCUUUUAACCUUUUUUUUUUAUUUGAAUAAAUAUUUAAAUGCUA
Molecule: messenger RNA, 1204 nt
Organism: Hemibagrus wyckioides
Lineage: Eukaryota; Metazoa; Chordata; Actinopteri; Siluriformes; Bagridae
Gene: zmat2
Product: zinc finger, matrin-type 2
Exons: 6
Coding region: 109-705 (198 amino acids)
Biological process (GO): mRNA splicing, via spliceosome
Cellular component (GO): U4/U6 x U5 tri-snRNP complex; spliceosomal complex
Molecular function (GO): zinc ion binding; nucleic acid binding
Source: RefSeq, a predicted model, not a curated record